Messenger RNA from Trichoderma harzianum CBS 226.95, 1067 nucleotides. RefSeq lists its product as hypothetical. The record is from RefSeq and is a predicted model, not a curated record. NCBI's taxonomy places the organism in Eukaryota, Fungi, Ascomycota, Sordariomycetes, Hypocreales, Hypocreaceae. The transcript has a single exon. Bases 418 to 897 code for a protein of 159 amino acids.
UGAUUUACUCUCCAAGUUUUUUGUUUGCUUGCCUUUUGCUCGCUCAAGUCCUUGCCGCCCAGAGCAUUCUCCAGGCCCUGGCGGACCUUUUUGCGCGAGAUGGUCUCGAGAUCAGCAGUGGAGAGGAUGUCGUCAAUGAUGGCGGUAUAGCGCUGGUUCUCGUCGGAGGACACUGCGGCAGAUGCUUGUUAGCCAUCGAUCGGAUGUGAUGCCAUUGUCACCGAUUCGAUUCGGGACGUUUGAUUGGCCCCAUUGGGAUGAAGAUGGAAAAGAGCAAGGUCAGGUCGGCGAAUUAAAGGGAGACGCAAGAUGGGAAAGGAAACAGGGGGUUGACUGCAGCAAAGACAAAGAGAGAUUCGUAGAAAACAAAACAAGACAAGACAGAAACGCACAUGGGAGACUCAUGUUGGCCGCGUGAUGCACAGGCCUGUUUGGUCAGGUCAGGCUUCGGGGGAUUUGUCGCGCGAAAAGAGGUGGAGCGGCGCGCGCUACACGCCAACAGAAGGAGCUUCAGUUUCGGAUCGGAUCAGAGCAGGGCAAAAAGGCGACGGACGAGGCUGGAGCGACAGACGGACAGGACGGGAGCGCGCACCAGCUCAGCGGUCUCAGAGCAUAGCCUUGCGGGUUGCGCGGAUGCUGGUUGGAGCAGAGGCCCGAUGGUUUGAUUCGAUUCGCAGCUCAAGUUCUUGGUCCAGCUUUUUUUUUUCAACUUCUUUCUUCUGCGCUCGUUGCAGCACGCGGGGCACUCACUGGCCGGAAGCGUCGAUGCUGGGCGGGUUUAGCAGAAGAAGGCAGAAGAACACGACGGAGAUGCAGCAGCUUCAGGCGACGCAGCAGAGGCAGAGAGGCAAAAAGGUGCAGCAACAACGAGAUCCAAGGGCUUCGCUCGGAUUCUGAUGCUUCUCUGCGCUGGCGGUUUUUCGGGUCGGUACGUUGCGGGUGCGGUGACGUUCCCCGUGCGACGGAUAAAGGUGGAUCACGAGGCUCCCAAAGGUCCAAAGGGCCAAAAGCCGCUGCGGCUUAGCGUCAGCCCUCUGGAGCGACAGGGCGCUUGAUUGGGCUCGGCA